This is a messenger RNA of Trypanosoma cruzi, 594 nucleotides long. RefSeq lists its product as uncharacterized. The transcript has a single exon. Bases 1 to 594 code for a protein of 197 amino acids. NCBI's taxonomy places the organism in Eukaryota, Euglenozoa, Kinetoplastea, Trypanosomatida, Trypanosomatidae. The record is from RefSeq and is a predicted model, not a curated record.
AUGGACCGUUGCACCAUCACUGAUCCCGCACUGGAUGUGAGGGAUAUUGAGGCUGUUAUUUGGAGGGGAGAAUGUUUGUCUGCGAUGCCUGGGGAUAAGCCCUCUUCGUGGAAUCUGGACACGCCUCCCAACAACACGACGGAUGCGAGGAACCCGGAGGAGACACACCUAAGCGUUGCCAUGCAUGCGGCAUUGAGGUGCCUCGGCAUGCGGGUGCAUCUGGAAGUGACUGAAAAGGGUAACGCCCGUUGUGCCCCAUGCACGGCCGAGGCGACGAUUGCGUGGGCCACUCGACCCUACGCUGAGGGAAACGUUAUUUGCCGUGACCACGCGCAGGUGUGCACGAUAUCCGCCACCAGCGGCAGCCUACUUCCAGUGAUUCCGUGGGACGGCGAGGAGAGAGUGUGUGGAGCAGGACGGUUUCACCGGCAUCUACUGAACAGGGAUUGCCAGGGGGCAUCCGUCCCCGUUGCGGAGAGCAUUGAGACCGGCCGUGGAAAACCAUCAAGGGACUUAGACACGGCUGCUCCCCAGAAGCAUCCGUCGCCGGAGGAGAGGGAAGUUGCCUCAGGUGCCACGAUGGCAACGGUGUGA